AAAUGGUCCACCUUGGUCUAAAGUAUGAACAAGUGAAAUUGUAACCAGUAUGAUAUUUAAAACAAUGCAAUCUUCUAGUCUUUUGACUGCAAUGUCAAAGUUUCAAGUAUCCCAUAUCAAUGUAUACUUACAAACAUUGUCAAUAGCCUCAUUCAACCACAACUGUUUUGGUAACACAUCAUUUUAACUACAUUAUAACUCACGGGCUGUAAAAGCGUCACCUCAUUUUCCAGUUCUGACAAACAUAAAUUAGGAAUAUGGAGGACAGAUGCCUGCAUUUAGUCAUGUGAUGCCAACGGAAAGGUCUGUGGGAAAAAGCUUGAUUGUUUUGCAGCAAAGCAGACAAGCAUAUGUGUGUAUGUUUCAGAGAAUGUAACCAUUAAAACAACAGUCUCAUAGUAAAUUGUAAUGGGUCCACCAUACUGGUGCGGAACUAUGCUGUACUCAAUAUGUGUGCAAUUCUUUCUACAGGAGACAUUAGAAAAACACCAUGAGUGUCUUAAGAAGCAAAGAGAUGCAGUGAAAUACAGACUGAAGAAACUGGCAACACGGCAAACAGAAAUCACUAAAAAGUCCUCAGUGAUAAAGGAGAGCGUCAUAAGGAAAUAUCAAGAGAUCCGAGCCAUACUGGACGAGGAUCUGCGGACGACUCUGUCCCACCUGGAGAUGGAGGAGCGGGCCACGGUGUCUGCUCUGGAUGGAAUGAUGGAGAAGAACUGUUCUCUAAUCCAGGAUAUAGAGCAGGACAUGGCCCGACUCACUGUGGUACUAGACCAGGCUGACAAGGACACGGAUGCAAUGUCUUUCUUUCAAUACCCUGAGCAUCACGACAUGGAGGCAGUUGAUAGAGUCAUGGAUGUACUAAGCAGGACAGACCCAAGCAGUGUGAGCCUGGACGAGGCUAAAGCUGAACAGAUCCUGAGCCUCACCAACAACAUGCUUCUGCUUAUCUGCUCCCAGACACCCAUAAUGAAGACACUCAUCAAGAGUUGUCAGUUCACAUGUUGGUUUUGUAGUGAUUAUUACUGGACCUUCUCAGGAAUGGUAUAUAUUCUAUAUAAAAAUGUUGAAUAUGUGUUUCUAGAUUCCAGUGAGGUGUGUCUGGAUCCAGAGACUGCCCACCCAAAGCUGGUCAUCUCCCACCGAGGUGACAGCGCCACCUACACUGACACUUGGCAACAACUUCAGGACCUCCCUGGACGCUUUGACACCACCCUCAAUGUCAUCAGUUUGCAAGCGUUCAAACUUGGCCGCCAUUAUUGGGAGAUUGAUGUGACUGGAAAAACAUACUGGGAGCUGGGAGUCACCUACACCACCAUCCCCCGCAAGGGUACGACUGAGGACUGCUGGCUAGGCCGAGGGGAUGACUCUUGGUGUGUGGAGUUCUUCGAUGGGGAAUAUACAGCCUGGCAUGGACGGGUGCCCCAUCAGCUGCCUUUCACGAAACGUUUCUCUCGGAUUGGUAUCCUGUGUAGUUUCCCUGCAGGAUUGCUGACAUUUCUUGAGGCAGACAAAAUGGCGCCGCUGUUUUCUUUCUGUGCAGGAACCUUCACAGAUUGCCUCCACCUGGCCCUCUGCCCUGGUCAUGACCACAGUGGCACCAAUGCAAGGUCUAUUGUUAUCUGUAAUGCUGCAUCUCCAACCAGUGAUCUUUGAUCAGUAGCUACAUGGAAAAGCUCUGAGUAAUUAUCUGAAAAUGAACCAAUUGUUUAGGUGUAUACUACAAUAUCUAACUUCGGGCUUCUGUUGUUAUUAGUUUAACUAAGACUUUAAGAGUUUAAAGUCACCAGUAGAGAGAGCCAGUGAAAAGACAGCAGUGUUUCCAUAAAUUACUGGCUCGGAAAGGUCAAGAUGACAAGAACCAAAAUCCACAACAUGGCAGCCACUCCAUGCUGGCACAGGCUUCUAUCUGAUGAAUGCUAAAUGCUUGGAGCGAGAGAAGAUGUUGACCUACAGUAAUGACCUUUUACUUCUUGCCGGGUGGAAUCAGGACCCAGGCCCACAUGCAAUCUGUGAUCUAACGUAUCACACAGCUGGGCUUUGGGGAAGAUUGCUCUGCACUUGGGUUCGCUGAUGCAGUAUCUGGUGCUGCACGUGGUGGCUCAUGUCACGGGUGGGCGUUGUGUCAGCAACUCACCCAGUUGUGCACCUGGGACUGCAUCCUACUCACUGUUAGCAGAUAGGGCCUGAGCCAAACUGAAAUGUCAGAGUUCAAAUACGGCUUCAUUUUGUCCAGUGGAAGGAAGUGGAGCCGUGUUGUCCAUAAACAGUCGUUGGUACCAUAUUAGAAAGUGGUUCUUUUACUCCUUGUUGAAAUUACUGAAUGUAAGGAUUCUAAUUACAGAGAGACACGAUAUAAUAACAAAUGUAGUCACAUUUAUAUUGUUUAUAAUCAAAGUUAUACAAGGUCAUUUCAGAUAAAUAUAUAGAAUUAUGAGCAGGCACAUGCAGUCCCAUUAAUUUAUACUGAGAUGCUCCCAGUGUGCAUUUGUGGAUCCAAAGUCUACAUUCAAACAAAUAACAGACUCUUUGCAAAUAUGCUCUCUGAGCUUUUGGGUUGAAGCUGAGUGCAUUCUAAGCCCAUUUGAUCAAAAUGAGUUUGACGUCAUUUAAAUAUAAUUGAAAUUCCACAGACGAAAUAGAGAACAAUGUUGAUGCUGUGUUCAUUAAGCGUUUAUGAGUGAUUUUCUGCACAUUAUUCCUGGAAAAUGAUUACUUAAGACCGCAGCUAAA
Messenger RNA from Solea solea (common sole), 2733 nucleotides. RefSeq names its product probable E3 ubiquitin-protein ligase TRIML1. Gene Ontology annotation, molecular function: protein binding. The record is from RefSeq and is a predicted model, not a curated record. The coding region runs from base 409 to 1656 and encodes 415 amino acids. The transcript is spliced from 4 exons. NCBI's taxonomy places the organism in Eukaryota, Metazoa, Chordata, Actinopteri, Pleuronectiformes, Soleidae.